Gastrolobium bilobum is the source of this 1233-nucleotide messenger RNA. RefSeq lists its product as uncharacterized. The record is from RefSeq and is a predicted model, not a curated record. The transcript is spliced from 3 exons. NCBI's taxonomy places the organism in Eukaryota, Viridiplantae, Streptophyta, Magnoliopsida, Fabales, Fabaceae. Gene Ontology annotation, molecular function: zinc ion binding. The coding region runs from base 1 to 1233 and encodes 410 amino acids.
AUGGCUUUAAAGUUUCGUACAGAAAGGCAUGGUUCAUUUUAUCAUAUUCAAACAAAUGAUUUUUAUGUGGAACAAGGCUUAGUUCCUGGGAAAAAGGUGUUUCAUCGCAUAUUUUGGACGUUUAGACAAUGUUGUGAGGCGUUCAAGUUUGCCAAACCAGUCAUCCAGAUUGAUGGCACGCAUUUAUAUGAGAAGUACAAAGGCAAAUUGUUGGUGGCCACAGCCCAAGAUAGAAAUGAUGAAUGUUUACUGAUUGCUUUUGCCAUCGUAGAAGGUGAAAGAUUGGAAGCCUGGGAGGACUAUUUCCUUGUUAAUAUACGUGCUCAUGUUACUGAGAUGUCAAAUAUAUGCCUCAUCUCCGAUCGUCAUUGUAGCAUAAUAUCUGUUGUGGAGAAUAACCGUAAUUGGUUAACCAAACGCAUAUCACGUUAUACUCCGGCAAUGGUUGACUUUGAAAUAGGGCUUGCCAGAUUUCGGGAAACUAGUCCUCAGAUUGCUGAGUGGAUUGAUGCCAUCCCUAAAGAAAAGUGGUCGCGUGCAUACGAUGUUGAAGGUCGUAGGUACGGACAUAUGACAACAAACUUGGCAGAAUCUGUUAACAGGGUGUUGAAAGGGGCCAGAAAUAUGCCCAUAACUACUUUGAUUAAGCACACAUAUAGCAGAUUGGUUCAUUAUUUUGUUACGAGAAGUACAUCUGCUGCUGCGCAACUUCAAUUUGCUCAUCGUCAUUGCAAAAAUGUUGUUGAAUUGGUCAAGAAGAAUGAAAUACUAGCAACAGGCCACCAUGUCCGUGCAUAUAACGUGGAACACACAGUUUUCGAGGUUGGCCCUGGUUGGGAUCGUUCCUAUUCUGUCAAUCUCCCACAGAGGUUCUGUCAAUGUGGAAAGUUUAAGGCUUUAAAAUAUCUGUGUAGUCACGCCGCUGCUGCUGCUUUAAGUGUGCGACAAAAUCCUUUGCAGUACGUGGAUGAUGUUUUCUUGACAACUAACUUGGUCGAGGCUUAUUCGUAUCCGUUGCAGCCAAUUGGUAAUGAGGAAGCAAUACCACCAAGUACAGGUCCACAACUUAUUCCUGACUCCACCAUGUUGCGUGCAAAAGGCCGUCCAAAAUCCACUCGCACCCGUAAUGAGAUGGAUGAACUUGAGACAAGUCAAAGCCGUAUCAGGUGUGGAAUUUGCAAGGAACGCAAACAUAAUCGCAUAACAUGUCCAAAUCGUGGCGCAAACAAUUAG